Molecule: messenger RNA, 2121 nt
Organism: Argiope bruennichi
Lineage: Eukaryota; Metazoa; Arthropoda; Arachnida; Araneae; Araneidae
Exons: 8
Coding region: 102-1565 (487 amino acids)
Biological process (GO): positive regulation of MAPK cascade; cell surface receptor protein tyrosine kinase signaling pathway
Cellular component (GO): cytoplasm
Source: RefSeq, a predicted model, not a curated record
UUUUCCAUUCAUUUAUUUUGGACACAUACUGCAUAUUCAAUGCCCGUUCUUUAAUAAAAAACCCAUUGCUUGCUGCCAGUCUCCAAAUACAAACUGCUAUAAUGCAGGCUUGGCACAAACGGUACUUCGUGCUUCGAGACGAGACUCAGGAUCGUAGUCCCUGCCUGGAGAUGUACGAAAAAGACGAACUGUUCACGGCGCCCUUGGGGAUAGCCGGCCCUAAGCUCAUCCUCGAUCUCGGCCAGUGCGUCCACAUCGGGUUCACCUCAGAUUCCAGUCGUUUCCCUUACGCUUUGGUCAUUGUUUGCCAAGGGAGGUCACCUCUCAUCUUGGCGGCUGAAGACGAACUAAGUGCGCGCUCAUGGCUUUUGGCGCUGGGACUCAUUACGCACAAAGGAAAUGCAGGUCAGUGUCAGCGAACUUCUUUUAAUCCUCCACCUUCCUUACUGUUGGAGGGGAGUGGCCGAAGGCGGAACAAAAAUGUCUACCGUGACACGUGUUCCCUUCCUCAAGAGUCAUCUGCUCCAUUGUCUGUGGAAAGCACUGCAGCUACACUUCUGCCGGAAGAGUACAAUGACAACGACAUGGACUUGUCGUUCGCUCGUGAAAUCUUCCAAGUUUCUGUCAAUCCCACCGAAGAUUCCCAGAGGUUGGGCAUGAGUGGUGAUCUGCAGUUGGCUAUCUUCAGCCAUGGAGUGGGCUUGGCCAAGCCGGGAAUGGCUUCUUGUUUCGUGGUAUGGCCAGUUGCGUACAUACGUCAAUACCUUCACGAGUCUACCAGCUCGACGGGAAGGACCAAAACAACUAUCGUUUCCCUUGAAGUGGGGAGACGUUCUGCGACGGGAGAAGGAAUCUUCCAAUUCCGGACGCAGAAAGGAGCAGAGAUUAUCCGAGAACUGAAGGGGAUCGUAGAGUUGUGGUCUGCAAGAAAAGCCGUCCUCUCCAUCCAGCAGUCGUCUGCAAAGCACGACAUCUUCCGAAAUUCACCCUCUAAAGGAUGCCAAUCGAGAGGAAGGUCGUGGAAUCAUUUCACUGGUCGAUCGGCACCAUGCACUCCUAGCCUGGCCUUUCCCCAUUGUUGGCAGCAGCGCUAUACAAGCCCGGGACCCAGCAAAAAGGCCCUGUCGGACUUAAACCGACCGUUCAGUGUUUCGGAAGUCGGUCGAUCACCUAAGAAGGAUCCUAAUGAUAAAGAAGACGAUGAACCUCAAAUAAACUACAUCGUGCCCUGCUUCGAAGAUUCUUCCCCGCAGUCGGAAAAAGUGAACGCAGGGAAGAGUCCUAGUAUAAUCUCGAAAAAAACGGUAACGGCGGACGUGGGCAAAGAUGGAUGCGUCCGAACGAAACACACGCGCAUUAUGGGUGCGUGUUCCAUCCCUGAAGUGCGCAGUGUGCGGGUGGAGGCUUGCUCUGGUGAUAGCAGUGAUGAAUGCUGCUAUGUGGAAGUGGACCCAAGCGAGUCCAAGGUCAUCGAGGCAUCCGCCACACCUGUCCCAAGUCCGGCCAAGAGUAGAACGACCUCGACAUCUGAGCCCGAAGGUUACCUUGAAGUUUUGCCGACAUAAUUGAACUACUUCUUGAAAAAAAAAUAUGACUCUGGAUUUGUUGAAGAAGAAGAAUUUUAACAGUCAGAGUCUAAGACUUUCAGCAGCAAUGUGUCUGCAUCGUUGAUGAACUCUUCUGUGGAAAACUUUUUUUCUCACUACUUUGUUUUAUUUAUUCAUCAAUAAAUUUUAUGUCUACCGGAUUCUCUACGAAGAUUUGCUGGUCGGCAAUUGGACGUCAAGAAUGGUUCACUUGUUUAUACGUAGUAAAACUUGGAUCUAUUCGCUGAAAUUUUGAGAAUAAUAUUCUCAGAAAUACAUUUUCUCCUAAAGCAUUUCAUCAUGGUUAUGACGAUGAUAACAGGCUUAGAAACCUUUUUCAUAAUAUUGCUUUGAUAUAAUAUAUUUUAUUAUUUUAUGCCAUUAGGUAAAGUCUCUUGACUUUUUUCAGUACGACCGAGCCUUUUGCCAAUGUCGGAUAUCAAUAAAGUUUCGUUUAUAUUCCAAUAAAAGCCGGUUUCAAAUGAUAUUGAUAGUAUCAAUAUUUAGAGAAGAAUGAACACAUUUUAGAGCAUAU